Molecule: messenger RNA, 2279 nt
Organism: Phytophthora nicotianae INRA-310
Lineage: Eukaryota; Oomycota; Peronosporomycetes; Peronosporales; Peronosporaceae
Product: aspartate-tRNA(Asn) ligase
Exons: 2
Coding region: 51-1595 (514 amino acids)
Biological process (GO): aspartyl-tRNA aminoacylation
Cellular component (GO): aminoacyl-tRNA synthetase multienzyme complex; cytosol; cytoplasm
Molecular function (GO): aspartate-tRNA ligase activity; RNA binding; ATP binding
Source: RefSeq, a predicted model, not a curated record
UGCUGCUUGGCUCGCAGCGUCACAAUCCGAUUGACCCAAAGCAAGUCAAAAUGGCUGACGCGACGCCCGCCCCCGCCCCUAAGAAGCUUACCAAGAAGGAGCUGCGCAUCCUUGAGCGCCAGAAAGCGGCUGCUGCUGCCGCUGGCCCCACGCUCACUGACACAUACGGUGAGCUACCGCUCAUCCAGUCGCAGGAGCGCCCCAAGAAAGACUACAAGUCCGUCAAGGACCUGAACCCGGAACUGCAGGGCGAGAGUUUCUGGGUGCGUGGCCACCUGCAGGCCGUGCGCGCCAAGUCGAAGAUCGCCUUCAUUACGCUGCGCGAGCAGACGGCCACGAUCCAGGCCAUUCUGCACGAGAGUGACAAGGUCUCGCGUCCCAUGAUUAAGUUCGCGGCCGGUGUGCCCAAGGAGUCCGUCGUUGACGUGUUCGUCACGCUCACUGUGCCCGACAGCCCCGUACUCAGCACCACGCAGAAGGACGUGGAGCUCAACGUUGAGAAGUUCUUUGUGGUCAGCAAGGCUCUGCCGGAGUUGCCCUUCCAGGUGGAGGAUGCUGCCCGUCCCGACGCUCUCGUCAAGGCCGAGGGGUCCACCUACGUGAACGUGGGUCUGGAGACUCGCCUCAACACGCGUCCGCUUGACCUGCGUACACCUGCCAACCAGUGCAUCAUGCGUAUCCAGGCUGCGGUGGGCCAGCUGUUCCGUGAAUUCCUCAUCCAGCGCGACUUCGUUGAGAUUCACACGCCCAAACUCGUGGGUGGCGCCUCGGAGAGCGGCGCCAACUGCUUCACGCUCAAGUACUUCGACCAGGACGCAGCUCUGGCCCAGAGUCCGCAGACGUACAAGCAGAUGGCUUGUGCCGUUGCUGGCCUCGAGCGCGUGUUUGAGAUCGGUCCCGUCUUCCGUGCCGAGAACUCGAACACGCACCGUCACAUGUGCGAGUUUGUGGGUCUUGAUCUGGAGAUGACUAUUAAGGAGCACUACCACGAGGUGCUCGAGGUGUUCUCGGACCUGUUCAUCUACAUCUUCGAUGGCCUCAAGGAGCGCUACGCCAAGGAAUUGGCGAUUAUCAACGAGCAGUACCCGUUCGAGCCGCUCAAGUACAAUAAGCCUUCGCUCAUCAUCAGCUUCGAGGAAGGUGUGAAGAUGCUGAAGGAGGCUGGCGCCGAGCAGGAGCCUGAAGACGAUCUGAGCACGGAGAACGAGAAGUGGCUGGGCCGCCUCGUCAAGGAGAAGUACGACACCGACUUCUACAUUCUCGACAAGUUCCCGCUGGCUGUGCGUCCGUUCUACACGAUGCCGGACCCGAAGGACAAGCGUUGGAGCAACUCGUACGACAUGAUGAUCCGUGGCGAGGAGAUCGUCUCUGGUGCUCAGCGUGUGCACGACCCCAAGCUGCUUAUGCAGCGCAUGGACGAGUUGGGUGUGCCUCAGGAAUCUAUGCGCAACUACAUCGACUCGUUCCGUCUAGGCGCUCUGCCCCACGGUGGUGGUGGCAUUGGCCUGGAGCGUGUGGUCAUGCUGUACCUGGGCCUGGGCAACAUCCGUAAGGCCUCCAUGUUCCCGCGUGACCCGAAGCGGUUGUUCCCGUAAGCGUCUCAUCGGUAGAAUCGCGUUGUCGACUCAAUGUGUCCGCUGCAUCUCGGGUUUGUCGUGGGUUUUUCAUUGAAUAAGGAGUAUGCAAGAACCAAGACAAAUUGACACAAAACGAUGUUCUAAGAAUCGCUUACCUGACUCUUAUUGAUGAUGCCGAGACAUCUUUUGCUGACGUUGUUCAUGUGUGUCAUCCUCGUGGUUGAUGCCAUAUUUGGUGGAGUCUUCUGCUUCGUCAUCGCUCUGUCACAAGGACACACAAAAAUCGAGUUUGUUACACAUUUUCGAGUGUAGUGGUUCUUUUGAUUCACGCACAUCCGUAUACUCGUCUCCUAACAGCGAAACCUUGACUGCACUUUUCUUUGAUGUUGGUUGAGGGUUCUCGUCGCGCAAGAAGCAAUAGUAGGCGUGAAGCGCGUGCGAGGCAUCUAAAAAUCGGAACUUUUUGUUGUCGCCGAGCUUGACCUAUCAAUACAAAGCGUACAACUUCUUAGCAAGGCCACGUUGAUACACAACUGCUUGGCCUCGUACCUUCAGCAUAACUUCCAGUUGCGGAUGACCCCGCACCUUGUUAGCUGUAGCCUCUAUAAUCGCGUGCAGCUUCUUGGUCUUUGGCUUUACAAAUACAAUAUUAAUGCACUUCAACGUGCUGGAAUAACUAUCAGCACGAUCAGCUUCUUACCA